Molecule: messenger RNA, 699 nt
Organism: Dermacentor albipictus
Lineage: Eukaryota; Metazoa; Arthropoda; Arachnida; Ixodida; Ixodidae
Source: RefSeq, a predicted model, not a curated record
AUGUCUGAGGAGAAGAAAGUCCGUCUACUGAUGCGUGGUGUAAAGGAGGAACUUUUCUCCGGAAUGGUAGAGAGCCCACCGCAGACCGUCGAGGAGUUUCUUCGCGAGGCCACCAGCAUCGAGAAGACACUGGAAACGCGGAACCGCACCGGCAGAAUGAAGUCCCCAAACAUAGAUGCCUCUCUGCUGAAGUUCUCCUUGCGUCUGUACAAGCAAGUCCUUUGCCAAAACAACCAGAUUGAUAACAUCGUCUGCUCACCCAUAAUCAUCGCCGCCGCGAUCUCCAUCCUGCUCGCCAGUGCCCCCAACAAAACUGCCAAGGAACUGUACGGCUUGCUCCAGGUAAAGGUAAGCGUCGAUAAGUUGCGCGAUCAUUCUUCCGCGCUUCUCCCCGACCUAAAUACAUACGCUCCCGAGGCCUCCUUCCACGUGGGAAGCGGGAUGUACAUCGAGCAGCAGCUUCCGGUGCAAGCCGGCUAUAUCUCCGUUCAGCAAAAUUUCUUCGGGACGACUGUCAAGUCCGUCAACUUGAAGAACAGUCUCGAAGCGGCGCGGCAGGAAGCAAAUGCGUGGGUUGCGCAAGAGACGGCCUCCAAGAUUAGGGAACUCAUCCCGCCGGAAAUCAUCGAUGUCGAUACAGCGUCGAUCCUGUUGAACGCCGUCUACGUCCAGGGAUUCUGGCAGUCUCCCUUCCAGUAG